GGUGCUGUUUCGCUUUUCUUAGUUUUAGUAGGCCUGAUGUUGAACACGUUGAUGGUUCAACAUUGUUCACGUGGCGCUAUGGACAGUGACAUGCAUCAGUAGUCAGUGUACAUAACAUGUACAGUACAUGUACAUGUACACUGUAUAUCACUCGGUCAUGUCAGUAUGUAGGUGUUGAUACAUGUAUGCAUACAUACGACUACAUGUAGGUAGCGUAGGCUAGGCCUGCGUUUACCAUGGCUACAUCGCUUCUGAAGGCUCCGAUCAUGGACCUAGGCUAUAGCUCUAAUAUUUUCUUUGAGACAAGUGACAGAUUACAAAAAGCACAUAAAGCAUGCUGUCCAGAUUGUGCAGAAGCUUACUGCAAACCACUUCAGUUUCAUCUGUGGUCAGGUUACAGAGUGGUGCAGCAGUAACAUCUCAACAGGUGUUUGACAGAGAAGCUCGUUAUGGUGCACACAAUUACCAGCCACUACCUGUGGCAUUAAAGAAAGGCAAAGGUGUAUUUGUGUGGGAUUGCGAAGGCAAACGCUACUAUGAUUUUCUGAGUGCAUACAGUGCUGUUAACCAGGGCCACUGUCAUCCCAAGAUUGUGGAUGCACUCCAGGAACAAGCAGCAGUUCUUACUCUAACAUCACGUGCUUUCUAUGCGGAAUUGCUAGGGCAGUAUGAGCAGUACAUUACAACAUUGUUUGGUUAUGACAAGGUGCUGCCCAUGAACACAGGAGUAGAGGCAGGUGAAACUGCAUGCAAAUUAGCAAGGAAGUGGGGUUACUCAGUGAAAGGAGUUCCCCCCAAUCAGGCCAAGAUCAUCUUUGCUGAAGGUAACUUCUGGGGUCGUACAUUGGCUGCAAUUUCAUCUUCUACAGAUCCUAGCAGCUACGAAGGUUUUGGUCCUUACAUGCCAGGAUUUGAGAUCAUUCCAUAUAAUGACUUGGGAGCACUAGAGAAAUCGUUAGAGGAUCCCAAUGUGGUUGCCUUUAUGGUAGAACCAAUUCAGGGUGAGGCAGGUGUGGUUGUGCCAGAUCCUGGCUAUCUGCGUGGUGUAAAAGAGCUGUGCACCAGGAACAAUGUGUUGAUGAUUGCUGAUGAAGUUCAGACAGGACUUUGCAGAACUGGUAAAAGGCUGUGUGCAGACCAUGAAAAUGUCCGUCCAGAUCUGGUGCUGCUUGGCAAGGCUCUAUCAGGUGGUGUAUUCCCGGUUUCUGCUGUACUAGCCGAUGAUGAAAUAAUGCUGUCCAUCAAACCAGGAGAACAUGGCUCAACAUAUGGCGGUUGCCCAAUAGCAUGCAAGGUGGCUUUAGCUGCACUUGAGGUCUUGGAGGAAGAGAACCUUGCUGAGCAUUCUGAGCGUUUAGGGGUCAUCCUGAGAGAAGAACUCAACAAACUGGAUAAAGACAUAGUAACCUUGGUUAGAGGCAAAGGACUUCUCAAUGCUAUUGUCAUACAGAGAACUGAAGCAUUUGAUGCCUGGAAAGUGUGCUUGAAGCUUCGUGACAAUGGACUAUUGGCAAAGCCUACCCAUGGUGACAUCAUCCGCUUUGCUCCCCCACUUGUCUUGACUGAAGAACAGCUUUAUGAAUGUUUGGACAUCAUCUGCAAAACAGUGUUAUCAUUUCAGUGAAAUAUUAACACUCAUUGGACUUCCUGUUUAAACACUCCCUUAAACACAGAAGAAAUGUUAUAUUUGAUGGACCAUGAUCCUUUUUGCAGGUAGAAGAUGCUAGUCUGACAGUUUAUGAGUAGGAACUUUGUAGGUGGAGUAGAAUCUUGGCUCUCAAUGAUUUGGAAACCUUUUAGAAAAUUUGAAAACAUGUUUUGGUAUGACAGGUAAAUAUCACACGUGUGUUGUUAAAUACAUUUCCUAUCCCUAACAGUCCCAAAUCCUCCAAUUUCAAUACGAUUUUACGCACACCCUAAGGGGUUACAAUUAAACUGACUUCGUAACAUUUUUUAGCUUGGCCAGUUACAUGUAAUGAUAUUUACAUGUCGAUGUAUGUGGACAUAUUUUUCUUGUUUUAAUGUUGUUUCUCUGAGAAGUGUAUGUGAAGGAAACUUGUGUCUCAGCCAUGUUUCAUGGGAAUGAAGUCUUUUUAUGACCUUUGUGCAUGUGUAUCACAGUUUAUGUUCAUGAUCUGUCCAUUAAUAUCAUUGCAUUGUCUUUUCUUUUCCAAUUAAUUAGUGUACAUGCAUACCUUUCAUUUAUAUUUUUGUCAUUGAAGCUUCUAGGAAGCACUUCUGUCAUACAUUGUUUUGGGUAAUGCUUUCAUCAAAUGCUUAAUGGCGAUAUUUUUCAUAGUAUAUCUUUAUGUUGUUUUAUUUUUGUGACUUUUUCACUUUCUAUAACAAUCAUGUUGUGGUUUGUAAUUCAGUGAUUAAAAUACAUAAUGUAAUCUGCCUUAAAAAGAAGACGGCAUUAAAGUUUGUUACGAAAUCACUUUUGCAAAUAUUCACGUAUGCACAAAAUGGUCACAAGCAUAAUCACCCAUACCUGUUUUACAAAGUGUGGAUAUUCCUCCAAAAUUCCUCCGUAUUUUGUCACGGAUAAUUUUGACUCCAAAAUGCCUCUGAAACUUUUUCAGAGAGGGGAAAACAUUGUGUGGACGUGUACGAGUCCACACGCCAUCAUACCCUACAUUACAUGUAUUGUGGACUUCUUUUAUGUAGAGGUCCACACUAUGUAUGCCAUGCUUGCACACCCAAUAUUGUGUCAAAAAGUGUCAAGCAAUUGCAGGACUUUGGUCUUUUAGGUUUUAUGUAUUAAACUUUGAUUCACAGGUAAAAUCUGAAGGUCACAUCAGCAUAAGUAUUGCCUACAUUCUAAUGCAAAGGUAUAUGGCAUCCAUAUUGCCUGCAUUUAAGACCGUGUGCUGACCAACCAUGUAGGGCAUUGUGCCAGUGUAGUUAAAUCGGCCACUAAAGUUGUUGGACGCUUUUCAUUGUUGGACAUUUUUUAUUAUAUGAGAUAUAUAUUGACGUUGGAAGUACGGAAGGAUGUUUAAGUUGUAGUUGCUUUAUUAGAUUUUUCAUUUUAGUCUUUUCCUCCUUCAUGUAUGUUGCAGUAACUGCUUUCAGAUGUGUGGUUUGGAGUAUGUUAUUUUGAAGCUGACUUUUCAGGAUAAAUUUUGUUAGGAAAAACUUUGAAUGAAUGAGUUGCAUCAACUAUUUCAGGCAACAUUGGCAUUCACUUGGAAAGAAAUCUUUAAAGACUGAAUUUUGGGGGUAAACCCUCUUCCCUGUUAAACUUUGCUAAUGCUUACAGUUUCAUUUGUAUUCUUUAUGUUAUGCUAAAUUUUUAUUCUCUUUUUCUUUUUCCCUAUAAAGAAAUUAAAUAGAUUUGACGAACGCCUCCUCUGUCA
This is a messenger RNA of Acanthaster planci (crown-of-thorns starfish), 3359 nucleotides long. Its product is annotated as ornithine aminotransferase, mitochondrial-like. Gene Ontology annotation, molecular function: pyridoxal phosphate binding; L-ornithine transaminase activity; identical protein binding. Lineage: Eukaryota; Metazoa; Echinodermata; Asteroidea; Valvatida; Acanthasteridae. Gene Ontology annotation, cellular component: cytoplasm. The record is from RefSeq and is a predicted model, not a curated record.